Molecule: messenger RNA, 441 nt
Organism: Lotus japonicus
Lineage: Eukaryota; Viridiplantae; Streptophyta; Magnoliopsida; Fabales; Fabaceae
Exons: 2
Coding region: 1-441 (146 amino acids)
Molecular function (GO): nucleic acid binding; RNA-DNA hybrid ribonuclease activity
Source: RefSeq, a predicted model, not a curated record
AUGGAGGAUCGGAUAAUAGGGGGUGGCAGUGUCAUUAGGGAUCAUCGUGGUCGUUGUUUAGUGGGUUGUUACUCUCGGGAGAAUGACAACAAUGCUUUUAAGGCGGAGGCCUUAGCUUCGCCCGAUGUGCUUCAGCUGGCUUGGGAUAGAGGUUUUCGUAAAGUGAUAUGUGAUGUUGACUGUAUUGAUCUUGUGAAGGUAAUAACUGAUGCUGAAGCGGUACAUCGACACUCCGAGUAUCUGGUGCUGAGUUCCAUUUGCCAGUUGUUAGCUAAGCAAUGGGACGUGAAGCUUAACAGCUUUCAUCGGGAUAGCAAUGUUGUUGCGGAUUACUUAGCGAGGCGGGGUGCGAAUGAAAUCUUUCCUGGGUUUUGGAUUUUUGAUAGUCUAGAUCCGGACAUUGAGUACCUUCUGUUGAAGAAUUUGAUGUCCAUUCUGUAG